Molecule: messenger RNA, 2874 nt
Organism: Gadus morhua (Atlantic cod)
Lineage: Eukaryota; Metazoa; Chordata; Actinopteri; Gadiformes; Gadidae
Product: adhesion G-protein coupled receptor F1-like
Exons: 11
Coding region: 259-2775 (838 amino acids)
Biological process (GO): cell surface receptor signaling pathway; adenylate cyclase-activating G protein-coupled receptor signaling pathway
Cellular component (GO): membrane
Molecular function (GO): G protein-coupled receptor activity
Source: RefSeq, a predicted model, not a curated record
AACCUUCUCUCAGAUCAUAAAUAACAGCCUGAGGGUUGGCUUUACAUCGGCCACCCUGGAUCGAGUACGCCCCGGCAGUGUGAUCGUUGACUACACAGUCAGCUCUACGGCUGCGACCCCGCUCGACGCGACCAGGAAACUCGAGGAAGGCCUCUUCUCAGACCUGGGGGCUACCUACCGGAUAGUCACAGAUCGUGAGAAUGGAUCGAAUCCCUUUUAAUACUUCAGUAUCCAGUCCUGGGUUUUAAGGGUAUAUUCAUGAAAGAAGUGCUCUUCUCCCCAUGUAAUCACACCAAUAUGAACACGUCCCCUACAGCACCUCUAGAGUUCAAUCCGCCCAAUGUGUUCACUGGGGACCCCUUCACGGUGUCCUGCCGAGCCAAUGGGACGGACGUGCCGGGAGAGGUUUCCUGGGAACUGAACGGGACCGCGCUGACCGCGAGAAACAACCCACUCACAGUCAGCCCGCUGUUCUCCCAGAGCACUAGCUUUUACAAAUGCACGUAUGCAGAAAGCUCCCAGGUAACGGGCGUCCUGACCGUUAAACCGAGGCCUCAGCUGAACCUGAAGCCCCUCAGCAGGACCGUGGGGUGCGAGGCCGACGUGGUCAGCAUGGUCAAGCUGGAGUGCUGCGUCCAGAGUCCCUACGAGGUCCAACUGAAUGAUACGACCCUAACAGUCCAAGAAACAAUCCAACUAGGUGACAUACAGUGCAAGCGUUACACCUACAGCAGGACCUGUGCGAACGGAGAGGUGCAGCUCACCUGCCAGGAGACCACCUACACACGGUUCAAGAGGGACCUGACUCUGACCUUCUCCACUGCCGUAUUCCUCUGUGAGGACGAGGAUUAUGGGGGCGGACUGCUGGGGGUCGUGGCGACGACAGGCUGCCAGCCGGACGAGACGGGGAACAUUACGGCCCAAUGCCAGGAGGACGGGACCUGGUUGCCCCUACAGGACAACUGCGUCCUGUUCGUGCUCAACAACCUGCUGCAAGAGGCUGAGAACCUGGAUGCAAGUACCUUCCCAGCGUUUGUGGAUGCCCUCAGCAAUGCGACCGUGAACAACACAGACAGGGUGUCGAAUUCUUCAGCCAACAUCCACACCAUCGUCAGCAUCUUCACACGUCUGGCAAACGUCUCGCGGAACCUGACCAUCAACAAGAGCCUCAUGACGGACAUUCUGGAUACGGCAAAUGUUCUGGUGGACGAUCGAUCCACGGCUGCCUGGAACACCCUGAACAACCCCAACUACACAGGAACGAACAACUUGUCAUCAGCACCUGAAGUCAUUCAAACUAUGAGCGACAGCUCAGCCUUCCUGGCUUCCAUCGAGGCGAUAUCAAUAUCCCUGUCUGACGAUCCCGACCUCAACAUCUUCACAGAGAGGAUCACCCUAAACAGGAGCAGAUUUUCUGGAUCUUUUAGUGCCAAUCUCUCCAUGGUGUCGUUGGAACUACCGGGACCGCACCGGGACAACAGCUUCAUCACCACCAUCAACUUCAACUCCCUGGACAACGUCCUCCUCCCCUCCAACGCCAGCGGUGCCAACACCAGCAACGUCAUCAACGGCAACGUGCUUCUGGUCUUGUCCAACAGCAGCGUCGACAACGUGACGUUCACCUUCGACAUCCUCAACCCAAAUCUGACGAGUCCUCAGUGUGUCUUCUGGAAUUUCAGCCUGCUGGACAACGAGGGGGCGUGGGACGGCACGGGCUGUACGGCGGGGGUCUCAGAUGCCCAAAUUGUCACCUGCAACUGCAACCAUCUCACCUCCUUCUCCAUCCUCAUGUCUCCGUUCAGCCCGCAGUCAGAGAUCCUGGAUUACAUCACCUACAUCGGCGUGGGCAUAUCCCUUCUGUCAUUGGUGAUCUGUCUCAUCAUUGAAGCCAUCAUCUGGCGGAAGAUAAACAGGAACUCCACCUCCUAUCUACGACACACGUGCAUAGUGAACAUCGCCGUGUCCCUGCUGAUAGCCAACAUCUGGUUCAUCAUUGGUGCCUUCGUUUCAGACUCAGGUUCUGUGAACCCUCCAGCCUGCUUCGCAGUCACCUUCUUCAUCCACUUCUUCUACCUGUCUCUGUUCUUCUGGAUGCUGAUGUCGGGGCUGCUGCUGCUCUACCGCACCAUCAGUGUGUUCGGGGGCGGCCUGUCUGACGGGGGCAUGGUGGCCGUGGGCUUCUCCGUGGGCUAUGGCGCUCCGCUCCUCAUCGCGGUCGUCACCAUCGCGGUGACGGCUCCCAACAACGUGUUCUUCAGGCCGAUGGGCGUCUGCUGGCUAAACUGGUACGAGUCGAUGGCACUGCUGGCGUUUGUGAUCCCGGCGCUGUUGAUCGUGGUCAUCAACCUGGUGAUCCUGGCAGUGGUGUUGUACAAGAUGCUCCGCAGUCAGAGCAUGGGCAACUCGGACAGAAGCACCCUGAUGGUCAUUGUCCGCAGCCUGGCCGUACUCACGCCCUUCUUCGGGACCACCUGGGGUCUGGGCGUAGGAACGAUGACCAACCCUGAGGUCUUUGGCAUCCAUGUUACCUUCGCCCUCUUCAACUCACUGCAGGGUUUCUUCAUCUUGGUGUUUGGAACUCUGCUGGACGUAAAGGUCCGGUCUGCUCUGAAGGCGUACACGAGCACCGGGACCACUGGCACACAGAGUACUUCAGCCGGGCCGUCAACUUCCGGUGGACUGGGGUUCCUACGCAACUUGGGCAGAAGAGGUUACAAUAUAAACUCUGCAGCUCCAGUGAGCACAUCUGGAGAAGCUGCAUCUUACAGCAGCUGACACCUCACAGCCAAUCAGAACAGCAGCUGACGCUUCCAGGCCAAUCAGAACAGCAGCUGAGGCCUCCCGGCCAACCAGGACAUCUGGAGGGACUGAUCC